UUAGGGACCAAAAACGAGGCCUUUGAGAUCCGUUUUCGUUGGUCAGAGCAGGAAGCGAUCGCAUCGGAAAAGGGUAAGAAAAUGCUCCUGGCGGUGCUAUUCGCUAACUCCGAGGGCAACAUCCUCGUCGAACGCUUUAAUGGAGUACCUGCAGAGGAGCGUCUGCAUUGGCGGUCUUUUUUAGUUAAGCUUGGUUCGGAGAAUCUUAAGGGGGUCAAGAAUGAAGAACUCCUUGUUGCUUGCCACAAGUCUGUUUACAUUGUAUAUACAAAGCUUGGAGAUGUAAGCAUUUAUGUUGUCGGGAAGGAUGAAUAUGAUGAACUUUCUUUGUCUGAAGCAAUCUUUGUUAUAACAUCUGCUCUCAAGGAUGUAUGUGGGAAACCUCCAACAGAGAGACUUUUCCUGGACAAGUAUGGAAAGAUUUGCUUGUGCCUGGAUGAGAUUGUGUGGACGGGUUUGCUGGAGAACAUUGACAAAGAUAGAAUCAAGAGACUUGUUAGGUUGAAACCACCAACCGAUUUCUGAGAGAGAUUAGUAGUCUCUAUGUUUAAGCAAAGCUUCCCCUACCCCACUUAUGGGAUCACAUUGGGUAUGUUGUAUACGUUUAGGCAAAGUUGUUGAGGCUCUAGGCUCUAGCAGCUCAAUAUAUGCCAAGUCCACAGGGUUGUCAGUGUCUUUCGGAUUUUACUGCAUUAUUGUUAGUUUACUAUGAUCUGGUAUAGUUGUAAAUUGUAAUAUACUCAUUUUAGUAUUAUUAUUUUUCACCAUUUGCCUAGUUGAAAAAGGCGAUAUGCUACCCUUUACAGAGGCUUGUUUACAA
This is a messenger RNA of Solanum stenotomum, 820 nucleotides long. RefSeq lists its product as uncharacterized. Bases 82 to 525 code for a protein of 147 amino acids. Gene Ontology annotation, cellular component: COPI vesicle coat. Gene Ontology annotation, biological process: retrograde vesicle-mediated transport, Golgi to endoplasmic reticulum; intracellular protein transport; intra-Golgi vesicle-mediated transport. Lineage: Eukaryota; Viridiplantae; Streptophyta; Magnoliopsida; Solanales; Solanaceae. The record is from RefSeq and is a predicted model, not a curated record. The transcript has 5 exons.